This is a messenger RNA of Botrytis cinerea B05.10, 1291 nucleotides long. RefSeq lists its product as hypothetical. The record is from RefSeq and is a predicted model, not a curated record. Lineage: Eukaryota; Fungi; Ascomycota; Leotiomycetes; Helotiales; Sclerotiniaceae. The coding region runs from base 188 to 742 and encodes 184 amino acids. The transcript has a single exon.
GGGUAUCGCAUAGCUAGUGAUGAAAAAAAGAUGAAGGUCCUUGUGAUCUUCAGGCAGCUUUGAAAGUAAAACAGAAGGGGGUGCGUCCUUUCAAGAAAAUAAAGAAAACAAUUAUAAAGCAAGUGUCAAGUCCCCAGAAUCUGAAGGGCCUGUACAGAAAAUAUCUACUAGGAUAUUACACAAGACUAUGAAUAUUUUCAAUACAGUAAUUCUAUGUCUCUUCACUAGUAUUCAGCUAGCUAUUGCUGAUACCAGUACCUCUAUUUUAUCAUCAUGUUCAACCCAAUACUCUACUAAAUCUAAUGCCGUAGUUAAAACUGUCACAACAAAAAGAGGCGAAUAUAACUACGCUUCCAACUUCUUCUACAGACCUGCUCCAACAACAAUUACAGUGACUCUUCCUGCUACAUAUACAAUUACCACCACAACCCAAACGACUGACCCUGCAGCAGUCAAAGCAAGGGCUACAGAUCCCGUAGUGAUUGGUGUUCACGAAGCAUCGAAGAAGCCUCGAAGCCUUCCCAAUGAUGCCUCACGUGGAAUGUCUCUUCCAAGAAUUGUGCCUAACAGGUUCAAUUUUCGAUCUCUAUCUCCAAAACCUUUGUAUCCUUACGUAGUAUACUGUGUAUACCGGAUCACGCGAGUCUCAAUCACGACCGUUACAGGCGCACAACAAACAAUAACCAAGACUGAGGCCCCGAAAUACACAACGACGACGGUAACUCAAACUAUAACGCUAUAACGGCAACAUUCGUUCGAGUUUAGGGUGCUUGAUACUUGGCUAGUUAUCGAAUCAGACUUACGGAGUCGAAAUUUCACCACCAUAACAACUGCUUUUCGUCUAAAAAUACACGAUAAAAUAUGUACCAUGCGAAAAAAUGAUUUCAUCCGUUGAGCAGACACGCAUCAUAACAUUCGUUUUGGGUGCUGAUAUUGUGGAGGAUUUCUCUAUAUACCAAUCCAUACAAGUUCUGGUAGUUCUACACCAGAUAUGCACGAUUGGGAUUUGAGUUACGGGGCACAACCCUGAAACUUUUGGGUUUGAUUUUAAAAGCAGACACUAUUCUGAUAUAAGAGUAGGCUGCGCAAAAAUUAUCCACGCCCGUGGGUACCCUUUGCAUAGCCUUUACAGUAAGACGAGUGAAGGAGAUAAUUGAAAACCGAGUACAUCAAUAUGAGGAAUCCACUAAACCCCUAGACAGUAUGUUCCUCCAAAAGUUUGGUCAUGUAAAGUACAAAAGUAAUUUGAUCUUAUCACUGAUGCUGAAAUCUACAUCAUUUUGUCCCGGCA